UGUACGCCAGUCUAGCCACAGAGUGAGCAUGUAGAGCAGCCAGAAAAUACGCAUCAAUGCCAAGGCACCAAAAUAUGAUUGCGGCUGUUCUGCUGCUGUGUGCUGUUGGGGCACUGUCUGAUGAUGGGAAGACCCCACCAUGUGUGCCCAGUUAUGAAGCAGCAUGUUUGACACCAGCUGAUUAUCAGAAUCCAUCUGGUCCCAUCACCAAAGUUUUGGCUGUGGGUAUGAAACUCAUCAUCUCCCUGGACGGCCUCUCUGGAUCUCUUGUCUGCCACUGGAUCAGAGGAGAAGACCGAGUAAUGACAGCCAGAAAUGGGAGUCAGUCCAUGGUCACAUCACCGCUUUCUGAGACAGAUUCAGGGGAGUACACUCUGACCUGUAAAUCCAACAAUGUCACCAUGUUCUCCACGACUGUGAUUCUUCAUGUAAUGAAAUGUCCAACAAAACCACAGCUGAUGCUCGAUGGUGUUGACGUGUCAGAUACUUCCCCGCUUUUUAAGUGCAUCUCUGAGGGUUUCCCCAAACCCACAAUCAAAUGGUCUGGUAACAAGGAUGGACAACAGAGUUUAAAGGGAAGCGACAGAAAGACAGAGCUCACAAUAUCAAGCACUGAAUAUUAUAAUACAGGAAUGAUGUGCUGUGCAACCAAUGCUGAAGGACAAGAGUGCUCCCAACUGUAUGACUACGACUUACAGAGCAGCGUAAUGAACAAAGAUGAGGUAUCUAAUGUCACCCUGAGCGAAGGUCAGUCUCUGCUGCUUCGCUGCAGAGUAAAGGGAUACAGUCUGAGAUCACCUGUGUGGGAGAAAGGAGGAAAACACCUCAAUGCCAGGACACUGUCACGUAAACCAGAGAAGGAGGAGGAGAUGUGCAUUAAAAAUGACUCACAUUUCGGUGUUCAGAUGGCCUACCUGUCCAUCAGAUCAGUGAGAGAGGAGCACAGCGGCACAUACACCUGCACGAGUGCAUAUAAUAAAAACUCAAAGUCUGUUCAUGUUCAUGUCUCAGAUGAAGGUUUCCUCUCUGCACAGCUGGAUGAGACCAAGAUCAUAUCAGCUCAGGAGGCAUCCAGCACCUGCUUGCAGGCCACUGUUUCCUACCAUCCUGUUUUCCAGCACUGUUCCUGGGAGACUCCUGACAAAAACAGGACUAAAUGUGUCAGGGAGACAUGGGUAACACAGCACAGGACUGUGAAGCUUUGUGAUCCACUCAUAUCAGGAGAUUAUAAGUUACACCUGGAGGCUGGAGGACAAAAGGAAACAAAGACCAUAUCAGUGUGUGUUGUAGAUGAACCAAAGUUCAACUUCUUGUUUAAUAAGGAUGAUGGUACCCUCGACCUUGAGACUGUCAGUCUGGUGCCAGCAAACUAUACCUGGAUGUUUUGCUCUAAGUCCAAUGACAGCUGCAGUGAAACUGACUCAUCCUGGGAUGAGGUCCCAAAUGCAUUUCAAAUAGAUUCUGAUGUUUCCUGCUAUAAGCAGAUCAAGAGCUCAGUGAGCAAAGACGUGUUAAAAGGAGACCAAUUCAGGUUUUGUCUGACAAACUCAGUUGGCUCCUGGUGCAAAACCCAUUACAUGAUCACCCCACCUACACCUCAGCCCUCUAUUGGUAAGCCACCUGAGAAGAACUCCUUCCUGCUGACAGUAUGUGUGGUUCUGGCUCUGGCUUUGACACUCGCCAUCAUGGUGCUCACGUAUUUUGUCAAAAAGAAGCAGAAACCUCAAUAUCAGCCUCAGCUUCAGAUGAUCCAGAUGACUGGACCCAGUGAUAAUGAUUACAUCUACAUCAACUUCAAGGACUUUGAGUAUGACAGGAAAUGGGAGUUUCCCAGGGAGAACCUUGAACUGGGUAAAGAACUGGGCUCUGGAGCUUUUGGCAUGGUGGUCCAGGCUACAGCUUAUGGCAUCAAAAAGCCAGGAGUCUCGCAGAAGGUGGCCGUUAAGAUGCUGAAAGAAAAACACCAGACUAUGGAGAAGGAGGCUUUGAUGUCAGAGCUCAAGAUGCUAACUCACAUCGGACACCAUGCCAACAUUGUUAACCUGCUCGGUGCAUGCACAGACUCUGGACCAGUAUACCUGAUUUUCCAGUACUGCUGCCAUGGAGACCUGCUGAAUUACUUAAAAAACAACUGUGAACGUUACCACAAGUCUGUCACCGACGCUUUUGACAAAGACCGUUUCAGAAGCCUCUACCACAACCUGCAGCUCAGGAAAUGCCCCAGUGCGCUGGAAGCACCAGUAGAUAAUUACGUGCCUAUGUACACCACUAACACAAGGGGGCAGGAGGACAUCGCGCUCCUUACCAUCAACUCUGACGACGUGGACAGCUGUGAAGAACACAAUUUAUCUGCAGACCCAGAGAGCUUUGAAACCUCAGACGAGCAGACGGAAGACCUGGAAGCCCUGACCUUUGAUGACCUGCUGAGCUUUGCCUUCCAAGUGGCAAGAGGCAUGGAGUUCCUCUCCUCCAAGAAUUGUAUCCAUCGGGACCUGGCAGCUCGAAAUGUCUUAGUGACAAACGGCAGGCAGGUGAAAAUCGGUGACUUUGGACUCGCCCGGGACAUCGACAACGACUCCAACUACGUCGUGAGAGGAAACGUGCGUUUGCCAGUAAAGUGGAUGGCUCCUGAGAGCAUCUUUCAGGGAAUGUACACCAUGAAGAGCGAUGUCUGGGCUUACGGCAUUCUGCUCUGGGAGAUCUUCUCACUCGGUGUCACUCCAUAUCCGGGCAUAAAGGUGGAUCAUAUGUUCUAUUCAAUGAUUGAGAGAGGAUUUAAGAUGGAGUGUCCAUACUAUGCCAACGAAACUGUGUACGGGAUGAUGCACAAGUGUUGGGCCCUGGCUCCUGCUAACCGCCCCUCUUUCUCCAAGUUGGUGUCCUUUCUGUGUGACCUGCUCCUAGACCAAGAGGAGAACCUCUACCAAAACACAAUCAAUCAGACUUGCAGCGACUACCAGAAUGCGUCGACCAUCAUUGACAUGUCUGCCUUGACCAAAGCAAGCGAAGAAAAGAAAACCCAGGCCACCAAUGACUACUGUCAAACCUGCGCCACUGAAGAAAAGAGAGCAGAAACAUGUGACAGAGACACUGUGGCAGCUGAGAAGGAGCUUCUGAAACCAUCCGAUGCAGAGUGAUCGCCUUUAUACCUUUAUUUUUAUCCGUAUAUCCAACAGCUUGCAUAACAAUACUGAUAAAAUGGUACUAACCUAAGAUUUUAGAGUAGAAUGUACUUGCUUUAUAUUAUAUUCAAGGAUAGCAAGCAGUUUUGUUUUUAAAGUUUUAAAGUUUUUUUUUAUUUUGUGCAGUUUUUAUUGUGCAGCUACAAAAUACAAUUAAUUAUGAAACUAAAAUAUUCAGAGGAAUGUACUUUAGAGAUGUAGCUAUGGAAAAAAGAUUUCUCCAUUAUGUUUAUAUGAAGACUCAGGAAUUUAUUACAUCCAUCCAUCCAUCCAUCCAUCGUCAUCCGCUUUGUCCGGGGUCGGG
Molecule: messenger RNA, 3486 nt
Organism: Pundamilia nyererei
Lineage: Eukaryota; Metazoa; Chordata; Actinopteri; Cichliformes; Cichlidae
Product: fms related receptor tyrosine kinase 3
Exons: 24
Coding region: 57-3137 (1026 amino acids)
Biological process (GO): cell surface receptor protein tyrosine kinase signaling pathway; cytokine-mediated signaling pathway; positive regulation of kinase activity
Cellular component (GO): plasma membrane; signaling receptor complex
Molecular function (GO): transmembrane receptor protein tyrosine kinase activity; growth factor binding; ATP binding
Source: RefSeq, a predicted model, not a curated record